This is a messenger RNA of Vicia faba (fava bean), 1035 nucleotides long. The record is from the annotation of a GenBank genome assembly. NCBI's taxonomy places the organism in Eukaryota, Viridiplantae, Streptophyta, Magnoliopsida, Fabales, Fabaceae.
AUGGUAGUACAAGACAUGUUUUACUUCAACAAGGACAUUCUUGUUAUAAAGGCUCAGAAGAAAUCACCAAUGUUGUUAAGGAUGUCUUUGUUGAUGUUUUCAAUGGUGUGUGGUGUUUUUGUAUUCUAUGUUUGUUUGAAACAAACAAGCAUUCAUGCUAGAACUAUACUUCUUGAGUUGGAACAAUUUGAGAAGCCUAAUAGGAAUAUGUUCAACCUAUUAGACUUUUCUUACCUACAUUAUCCUAAUCCUCUGACUUUUAACAGGAGUGAGUGUGCUAAAAAUCCGAUUCGUUUGUUUGCUAUAUUGACGAAUCAAAGAUCGGGAAGUGGUUGGUUUGAGACCCUUUUGAAUAGUCAUAUGAAUGUAAGCUCGAAUGGGGAGAUAUUUUCGGUUCCCGAAAGACGAGUAAAUGUAUCGACAAUAGUUAAGACUUUAGAUAAAAUUUACAAUUUAGAUUGGCUCAAUAGUGCUUCCAAGAAUGAGUGUUCUGCUGCUAUUGGCUUGAAGUGGAUGCUUAAUCAGGGAUUAUUGGAGCACCCAAAGGAAAUAGCCGAAUACUUCAACUGUAGAGGUGUUUCUGUCAUUUUUCUUUUCCGCAGAAACUUGUUACGCCGAGUGGUAUCGAGGCUUGCCAAUUCCUACGACCGUUAUGCUAAGCUAUUGAAUGGCACUCAUAAGUCUCAUGUUCAUUCUAAAGAAGAGGCUGAUACGCUUUCAAAGUACAAGCCUACCAUAAAUUCGUCGUCGUUGCUGGCUGAUCUGAAUGAUAUGGAGAGAAAAGCUGCAACAGCGUUAGAAUACUUCAACACCACACAACAUAUGAUUUUGUACUACGAGGAUCUUAUCAGAAAUCGAACCAAGCUAAAAGAGGUGCAAGAGUUUUUAGGAUUGCCGGUAAUGGAACUAACGAGCCGUCAAGUAAAGAUACAUAAAGGACCAUUAUCAGAACACAUUAAAAACUGGGACGAAGUUGCCAACAAACUCAAAGGAACUUCUUACGAGAGUUUUCUACAAGCCGAUUAUUCAUCAUAA